AUGACAGAAUUUCCUGAGUUGUUUCAGGGCAUCGGCUGUCUAAAACGCCAGUACCACAUGGUUCUGCGGGGGAAUGCAACCCCGGUGGUCCAACCGGUACGACGGGUGCCCCAGGCGCUGCUCCAGCCCUUGCGAGAGGAACUGGACCGCAUGGAGCAUGAAGGCAUCGUGGUCAAAGUCAGCGAACCGACGGAUUGGGUGAGCCCCUUUGUCGCCGCGAGAAAAAAGGAUGGUAAACUGCGUGUCUGCAUUGACCCCAGGCGCAUCAAUGAGUGCUUAAAAAGAGAGCACUAUCAAAUGCCAAAAAGAGAGGACAUUGAGGCUGAGCUGGCCGGUGCCAAGUUUUUCUCUCGCCUCGACGCGCAAUCUGGAUUUCAUCAAUUUCCUCUAGAUAAGGCUACUUCGAAGGUGUGCACGAUUGGCACGCCGUUUGGGCGCUACCGUUUCCUAAGGCUGCCUUUUGGUAUAGCUUCGGCACCUGAGGUUUUUCAAAAAACCACGAAUGAAAUAUUCGACCAGGUCCCAGGAGUGCGAAUAUAUAUCAACGAUAUAUUGAUAUGGAGUAGCACGAGGGAAGAGCACGACGCCCGCUUCCGCACAGCCUUGCAGUUGGCGAAGAGCGCCGGCCUUACGCUCAAUGCUGCUAAGUGCGAAUUCGGGGUCACCGAAAUCGACUUCAUGGGCGACGUGAUAAGCCAAGACGGGAUCAGACCUAACCCCGCAAUGACAACACCAUUAAGCGAGAUGCCACCACCAGUUGACAAAGCCAGCGUCCACAGACUGCUAGGGGUGGUCAACUAUUUUGGUAAACAAAUGUUCCUGGCUGAUAUGUUAUCUAGAUCGUCGCCAGUGGCACCGGGCACUAUGGAUGACUUCACAGAGGAUGUUGACGUUCAUGCAGUGAGCGUGUCUUCAGACCUGAUAUGA
Rhipicephalus microplus (southern cattle tick) is the source of this 927-nucleotide messenger RNA. RefSeq lists its product as uncharacterized. Lineage: Eukaryota; Metazoa; Arthropoda; Arachnida; Ixodida; Ixodidae. The record is from RefSeq and is a predicted model, not a curated record.